Messenger RNA from Selaginella moellendorffii, 2015 nucleotides. RefSeq lists its product as uncharacterized. The coding region runs from base 123 to 1109 and encodes 328 amino acids. NCBI's taxonomy places the organism in Eukaryota, Viridiplantae, Streptophyta, Lycopodiopsida, Selaginellales, Selaginellaceae. The transcript is spliced from 7 exons. The record is from RefSeq and is a predicted model, not a curated record.
AAGUGCUGCACGUGAAAGAGUUUGAGGACUUUCUAUCAGGAUUGAAGAUUGUGUACGUGCAGCCUUGGCAAACUCUGGACAAUGCCGGUACCAAAGGAACGCAUCCGACGCUAGAAAUUUUGAUGGCAAGGCAAAGACAAAUGCUUCAUGGGGAAGAAAGUCGCCUUCUCCGAUAUACUCCAAAGGUUUUGGUGUGUUUGGUUCGGGAGCUUUCAAGCCGUAUUGUUUUGAGCAAAAUCAACAAAGAAGCAGUCGCUUCUGCUCUUUUGCAAGGAUUGGCACUUGAGAUGACAACCGAAAAAGAUCAAAACUUCAUCUCAGACGUACAAACGGCGAAGAAAAAGCUAAACACGGGCAAUUGGGAGGUACUUUGUAGCCUCGAUGUUCGAAUACUUGUGCAGCUGUUUCUAGAUUGGUUUUACCUUCUUAAGGAUCCCAUAAUCCCCGAUGCAGCUUUAAGCAAAGCGUUAAGUCGUGGCGAGAUUCGAGCUGCAAAUUACGAGCUAAAGAAAGGUGGCAAGUGUUGCUUUUACACAAUCAGGCUGUUGGCUUGCUGGAUGCUUCAGGUUGUUCCGGCAGAAAAAGACAUGCGACGCAGAUUGUUUAGCGGCUUGGCACAUUUAUUACUUCGACCGUCGAGUCUGGCCAGCGAGGGAAAAGUAGAGCUCUUGGACAAGAUUGUAGAUCCAUUAAAUCAGGAACAUCAGAAGACGGUGGAGAGAAGCAGCACCUUUUCUCCAUCGCUGCUGGAGGUAGAGUUCGGUUUGCUUUUGGAGGCGGCUGCGAAAUACUGGUACAAAGUUUUGCUCCUGCAACGCAAGCUCGGCCCACUAAGCUCCAUCAGUCCCAAGCUGAAAACAACCAAGAGCGACGACUUAUGGGUGUACGACAAGGCUGGUAUCGAGGCAGAGAUUUGUAGCAAUCCGGAGAGCGUCGAGGAGCUGCAAAGUGGCAACGAAGACGUCCAAGAAUACAUGUCAACUGUUUGUGUAGAAGAUAUCAUCGACGAGGUCUCGUCUAGCGGACAGCUCGUCUUACCGAGCGCAACCUCCACUCCCAUAUCAUCGAGGCCGGAAUCCAGCAAUGUGUCAACUCCUCACAGAGGCUGACAUGACUCCGGCAAAGCGAGCUAGCAUCUCUUUUAGCGGGGGGGCUUAAAGCGACUCACAGGCAUCUCGGGGAGCUUGCGACACGUAUGUGAAAGUGGCAGUGGUUACUGUGAAGGCAUCGAUCACAAAGCAAGGUUGUCACAGGUAGAGUGGAACAGGAAAGUUGAGAAGCGAUGGAUCGUAUAUGUGAAAGUAAAGGUACUUCAAAAGCAGCCGAGUCAACAGGGGAGAAAUAAAGGCGUAAACUUUUCAUCGCUCUCGUGUCCAGCUCAGAGGAGAAAUCGGUUUCUUCCUUGUUCUUCGACUCCUCAACUUCGCGGAACGAGCGCGUUGAUAGAAUCUUUGCACACCGGGGAGUCAAAAGAGAUCGAUCGAUCGAUUGGUGGAGCAAUGGCUAAGUGAUCAUCGAUCAUAUACGAUUAUCACGCUACAGCUUCAAAGCUACCAAAGCUCUACAACUUGACUGUUCGACUGUGCAUAAGGAUUGACUCAACGCCCCCAGGAUUCGACGCUUCUUCGCCUCGUCUCAGAGACACAAAAUGGUUGUGUUCCUUGAACCGUGCUCGCGAGCUCGACAAAACACAAUCGGAUCAGAGCCAUAAAAAGCCUCUCGCGUGACAAUCCUCAAACAUAAUCCGGACGUUGACACGGCGAGAUCAAACUUUAUUUUGUAGCUGGGAAAGAGAAGCGAAAGUUGCUAAUGAGCGCUGAGAAAAGCGCGGCUGUCUUUGUCGACGAACACCACACUGUUGAGUUUUAUCGCUGCUCCCAGAUCGGCUGCUGGCACGAUUGGCCCUCGCGAUCAAAAAAAGAAAAGAAAAAUCUCUCGCACGAGAGGUGGUCCAGAUAAUCACAUCGAUCGUACCGGAGUGAGCGGUCGAGGUGAAUAGAAACACAAGUAUGCGU